Messenger RNA from Papaver somniferum (opium poppy), 1816 nucleotides. RefSeq names its product BTB/POZ domain-containing protein At3g05675-like. The record is from RefSeq and is a predicted model, not a curated record. The coding region runs from base 200 to 1558 and encodes 452 amino acids. NCBI's taxonomy places the organism in Eukaryota, Viridiplantae, Streptophyta, Magnoliopsida, Ranunculales, Papaveraceae. The transcript is spliced from 3 exons.
UUAAAUCACGGUCCACCCACGAUUUUUGUUAGUAUUACUGUCCCAGAUUUCCAACAGUUCCCCUUACCUGCUCCAAACUUUUUACUGAUUUUGGAGGGAAGAGCUGAAGACCAGAGAGAAAGAGCCUAGAUUUACGGGGUGAGACUGAAAGCUGAAGAAAAUGGAAAGACAAGGUCAAGGUUCAAUGGGUACUUGAACGAUGUUGCUAUUAGUGCCAGGGGCAUCAAUGGAUAUCGAUCCUGAUAAAGAAGUAGCUGUGCCAUACAUUAUUGGCGAUCGAUCAACUAGUGAUGUUGUUGUUCGUAUACGAACAGAGGAGGGUAGAGAUGACUGGUUUUAUUGCCAUUCCCAUGUUCUCACCAAGAAGUGCAAAUAUUUUGCUGACCGUCUAUCUGAAAGUUGGCCAACAUGCCAGAUCCUCGAUUCACGUAGUUGUGUCGAAGUAUACUGUCAAGAUUCUGAGUUCAACCACCACGUAAAUGCCCUACGUCUCCUCUAUGUCGUUGCAGAUAGCUCGGUCCCUGAAAACUGGAAUGGUGUUAAAAAUGCACUUGGAAUCCUUCAAGUGAGCAUCAAACUUGGGUGCCCAGAGAUGGUUCGAGGUUGUGUUGAUUACUUGGAAGCAGUCUCAUGGGAGGAGGCUGAGGAAGAGGAAAUUCUGAGAAUCAUACCUGGAUUAGGACCAGAAGCAGAACCCAUCCUUGCUCGGCUACAACCAGUUGAUGCAACAUCCAUAAGAGGAAUUUUUCUCUCAACUCUUCAUUUUGCCACAUCAUCACCUACUCCGGACAUGUCCGAUCUCAAGUCCUCAGCUCAAGAGCAGCUAGAGUACAUGCUAACAGAGGAUGACGAUCCCCCAUUACUAAUAGCAGAUGAUGAGUUAAAAGUUGAGGUAAGAAAAAGCAUAAAUUGUCUCUUAACCUCGUUCUAUGGUUAUUUGGAGGAUUUGGGUCAGCUUCUGGACAUGGACAAGACACGAGAGCUACUAUCUGUGGUAUCAGAUUUGUCAUGGGCAUGUCAGAUUUUGACCAAGUUGGAGAUUAUGAGAGAAUUUGUUAACAGUUGGGUGGAGAAAUCAGAAAGUAUCACUAAUAGGAUAACUGAUACAAACCUGAACCAUGUUGACAUGCUAGCAAUAAUGGCAAAGGUUAUGGAGGUGGGAGGUAAGGUUUUGGAGGCAAUUGCUUAUGGUACUGUCAUACUUCCAACUGCAAAGAGGCUCCAUAUGGUGAAGCUAUGGCUUCCAUUUGUAAGGCUCUCUAAGCCUUUGAUCAGUUCGUGGAGUGUUGAUGUGGAGGGUUCACCACCUUUCAAGGUGGACAAUGAGAUUUGGCAGGGCUUGGAGUCUUCCCUUGUUUCAAUGGUGCUCGCGCUACCAUCUGGAGAUCAGGCGGAGAUCUUGACUCAGUGGUUGGGAACACAUCAUGUUCAGUACCCUGACUUGACCGAGGCAUUUGAGGUUUGGUGUUACAGAUCCAAAGUUGCGAAGAGGAGACUUACACUUUUAGGAAAAAUGAGAUGUAUGAGCAACUCGUCAGAGACGCCACCAAGGUAUUAACAUAAGUCAUUUUUUUGACAUUUUUGUUUCUAUCUAGCAAUUAAGUUGCAGAAAGAGGAAGAUCUGGUGUAUGGAUGGUAUCCCUUGGUUAUGUAAUUUGCAAGUGUAAAUUUGUAUGUUGCUGAGUAAAUUUGUAUGUUGCAGAGUUGUUUACACUGUCAAACCUUGAGGGUGCCGUAAACAUAUCCCAUUAGCGACUAAAGCUAUCAUAAAUUGGGGUUUUUACAUUAUAAAUCGGGGUUUUUCAACCUUGUGUCA